Molecule: messenger RNA, 1946 nt
Organism: Sitodiplosis mosellana (orange wheat blossom midge)
Lineage: Eukaryota; Metazoa; Arthropoda; Insecta; Diptera; Cecidomyiidae
Product: leucine-rich repeat-containing protein 70-like
Exons: 2
Coding region: 311-1885 (524 amino acids)
Molecular function (GO): protein binding
Source: RefSeq, a predicted model, not a curated record
CAAUUUAAAUUUAUAAAUUCUAAAUAAAAAUAAAAUCUUCAUCUCCCUAAAUUAAAUAUUAAAGAAAUUAUGAUUAGCAUUUCAUUUCCGACUAUGAUGACGAAAAACAAACAGCUCACAUGACCGACACAAUGUUUACAUCCGAAGUUCACAUCCUUGUAGUUGCAUGCGAUAAGGCAUAUCUCUUCCUUGUAAUCUGUUCAUUCAUUCAGAAUACUUUUUAUUUCGGUUUAACUCAUUUAAAAGUUUGCUGUUCAAGAGUAAAGUUGCAAAUUUUUUUGGGUAGUAAAUAUCCAACAUAUUGUUCGAAAUGAAAGCUGUGUCGUUCAUUAUUUUAUUUCAUUUAAUAAACAUAUAUUACGUAUUGUUGAUUGACGGUGAGAAUAGUGGCUUAAUAACACACUGCCAGUGGUAUAAUCGUUAUGAUUUUGAUGUUGGUGUCAUUUUCAACUGCAACAAUUCAGAGAAUGAGGUCGAAUCGACCAAAAGUAAUAGAAAUGGUGAAAUUUAUUUCAACGAUGCGGAUGGUAUUGAAUGUUUCAGCAUUGACAAGUCUCGUCAGCGAUAUUGCAACAAGCACAUGAUCGAUGCGAUUCAAUUCAAAGGCUGCUCUCUGCACCACAUUCCGUACACUACCUUCAGGGCUUAUCCAUUUAUCCGGCUUUUGGACAUUUCUCGGCUGGGUUUGGCAUCAUUGCAGCCGGAACAUUUGCAACAAGGUGCAAAACGUUCGUGGGAUUUAUUCGCACAGAAUAAUGAACUCCGUGAAAUACCUGCUUUUCUAUUCAUCAAUGCUGGGAGUGUAGUCCGAGUUGAUUUAUCGUACAAUAAAAUCAAACGAAUUGACCCACAAGGUUUUAUUGGAGCGAAUGAUUUGUCUUCGUUGGAUUUAUCGGGAAAUAAAAUCGAAAUAAUAAGUGAACACGCACUUAGGGGCCUAGUGAAUUUGACGCAUAUGAAUUUGGCACAUAACCAAAUCACUGAAAUUCAUUCAUUUGCAUUUGUUGGGUUGAAUAGGCUUUAUCACCUCGACAUAUCGCAUAAUUUGAUCUCAGUGUUGGAAGAUAGAACAUUUGCAAAUCUAUCUAGAUUGAAUCGAUUGCAAUUGUCGUACAAUCAAAUUUAUCUAAUCAAACCGUACGCAUUUGCGACCGCUCUUAGUCUAUCGAGACUUGAUUUGUCACACAAUAACAUCACCGACGAACAAAUAUUCGAAAACCUUUAUAAUUUACUACAUCUUGACCUUUCCCACAAUCCAAUCAACGAAUUGGGAAUUGGCACAUUCGCUAAACUCGUCAAACUCGAACACUUGGACAUGGGUCAUACGAAUCUCACCGAUAUCGAAUUGGGAACGUUUUCCUAUUCAAGGGGAUUGAUCUCGUUGGAUUUAUCUGAAAAUAAUUUGAAAACAUUGGAUUUUGGCCUAUUUUUACCAGCAUUUCGAUAUAUGGAAUCACUCUAUCUCGAUGGAAAUAAGCUGUCCGAUAUGGAAGGAUUCUCCAAUUCUCUGUUUCCACGGUUAAACGCACUUGGGAUAACAAAUAACAAUUUCAAUUGCACUUAUUUGAAGCAAUUUAUGAGAUCUGUUGAUUGGGAACAAAUACGACUUCCAGUAGAUCGAAUGCCCCUAAACAUACAUAAAACUAAUAUACGAGGCGUCGAAUGCGAUACAGUUGAAAGCAAUGUCAGUUCAAUGGAAGCCAAUGUAGUUUCACAGCCAGAUAAUGAACAAUCUAACAUGGUUACUGCUGAGCUCAACCAUGCAAUAGAAACAGUGAUAAGGCAUCUUCCGGCUGUUAACGCAGUCAGCGAUUCUGAUAUGAAAAUUAUAAAAUUGCCCCGAACAAACGGAUCACAUCCGAAUGUAAUGAUACUUGUAUGGUAAGAACGAUUUACAACUAUGAAACGGAUGAAAAUGUACAUUUUUGGAUUGAAUUUGAAUUUAU